Ambispora gerdemannii is the source of this 225-nucleotide messenger RNA. NCBI's taxonomy places the organism in Eukaryota, Fungi, Glomeromycota, Glomeromycetes, Archaeosporales, Ambisporaceae. The record is from the annotation of a GenBank genome assembly.
AUGUCGCAAUGCCUAUAUUUCGUUGCAAGUCAAAUGGAUAUUGCGAAUAAUAAUGAUGAGAAUUCCAACCUUAUUGUGAUGGAUGAAUUCGUUGAGGAUUCAUAUGAUGCCAAACAAAUUCUAUUGAAAUCAAUAAUUGCUGAAGUUAGGAAGAAAAUGUUCGAGAAGUAUGAAAAAUUAAAGAUAUGUGACCUGGAAACAGCAAACACUCGCAUUUCGUGGUAG